UGUGUGGAGAAAGUGGCUUUAGCAGGCUGCUACACUCCUCAUCAGACCUUUGAGCAGUAAGGCAGAAACGAAACUCAGCAAACAACCAUUUCAUGAAAGUGAAACUAAUCUGUAUUGGACGGCAGUGUUGGAGAUUUGCAUAUAUAGUCAUCUGGAGACGGCCAGGAACUGCUUUUUAGGUGCAGCUGCCACGGUGGCUUUAUAUGCUGGAGGAAUGGAAACAUAAAGCAACUGGACAUGAAAUGAUGUUGAAGAAGGUAAAGCUAUUAUGGCGGAUAACCAAAAGCUUAGUGCCAUGAACUCCACAGGGGACAUUCAUCCUGAAGUUCAAGAUCAUGAGGCCGAAAGCAAAUUCCACACAGUAUGCAGUGUGACAAAUGAAGAUGCAAGCAUUGCACCAUUUCAGACAGGUGAACAAGAUAAUUCACAGCAGAAGGAAGAUGCUAAGAGUCCAUCAAGCUUUGUACUUCAAGAAGAUGAAGAGACCCAACUUUAUAACAAACGGACAUACUUGCAGCAGGUAGCAUGGAAACUGUUUCAAGACUAUGAGAAAAAACUGCAGACAAGGCGCUUCACUGGAGAGCUCCACAGUGAAAAGCUUAAAGAAUCCUUUCAUCACCUCCACCAGUAUCUUCUAAAGGAGGAAGAAACACGUAUUGCCAAACAGGAAAAUACAGUAGAAACAUCUAUUAAGGAUUUGGAGGCUAGGGUCCAGACAUUGCUAGGGUUGUCCUCCACCAUUACAGAUUUUCUAGUGAAACUAGAAAAAGGACACACGGUAAUUCAGACCAUGGAACAUUUAAAGAUAGUCAGAGAUCAGCUAGAGGAGAUGUCCAAAUUCGAUGUACCUCUAAAAAGUUACGCAUCACAUUUCCAGGUCCAGGAAUGGCGAGGUAUACGGCAUAUUCUAAAACCAAUGGCAAAAUCACUAUGCUUCGACUCCAACAGUGCUAACCCUAAUCUAUUCCUAUCACAAAAUCUUAAACAGGUUAGAUACACAAACUUCCCUCAACGUAGAUACACCACAACCUUCUUCUACCCAGGGCUUUAUGUACUAGGAUUGCCGGGGUUUCAGAGUGGUCAACAUUACUGGGAGGUGGAUGUUGGCCAUAAGAGCAACUGGAUACUUGGCAUAGUGAAAGAUACAGUGCCACGAAAGGGACCUCAUAAUCUUAGCAUCAACAAUGGUUUUUUUGUGGUGCGUAAACAAGAAGACAACGUAUAUUAUGGAUGUGACCUAUCAACUCUUAAACUUAUGGACUCACCGAUGAGAAUCGGGGUGUUUGUGGAUGUUUCUAGUGGUCACAUAGCUUUUUCUAAUGCAGAUAACACAGAGUUGAUUUUUGUCAUGUCCGGAUGUUCCUUUGUUGGGAAACUUUUUCCAUUCUUUUGUCCAGGGGUUCCUGUUAGAGAAGAAGACUUGGGCCCAUUAUCCCUAUGCUAUUAACUAUAUCAAAAUACAUGUAGGACAGUGGUGUACCUCUGAUAGAGACAGACCACGCAGCUGCUAUUGGGCCUGUGUGCGAAACGGGGCCCAUAGUGAGUGAAAAGCCCUACCCCUUAAUUACACUUAUUACUGUCCAGCUCUGUCCUCCCCUUUCUCUUCAUCUGCACCCCAUUUCCUUAUUUUUUCCUCAAUCUCACAUAUAUAUAUAGUACUGUAGAAACAACCACUAUUACCUUAUGUACCUCACACAUCAGUACACUGUUAUACAUAUAUCAGUGAGUCUUAUGGGGCGAAUACUAAUGAGUGCUUCUAUUCUGGAAGCACAGCUGACCAUGUCCAGAGCACGAGAGGUAGGUGGAUUUUUUUAUUUUAUUAUAUUUGCUCUGAGGCAUGGGGUCUCAUCUGUGGCAUGGGGGG
This is a messenger RNA of Bufo gargarizans (Asiatic toad), 1864 nucleotides long. Its product is annotated as nuclear factor 7, brain-like. The record is from RefSeq and is a predicted model, not a curated record. Gene Ontology annotation, molecular function: protein binding. The transcript has 4 exons. Lineage: Eukaryota; Metazoa; Chordata; Amphibia; Anura; Bufonidae. The coding region runs from base 269 to 1447 and encodes 392 amino acids.